Molecule: messenger RNA, 1395 nt
Organism: Limanda limanda (common dab)
Lineage: Eukaryota; Metazoa; Chordata; Actinopteri; Pleuronectiformes; Pleuronectidae
Gene: chrna1
Product: cholinergic receptor, nicotinic, alpha 1 (muscle)
Exons: 10
Coding region: 1-1395 (464 amino acids)
Biological process (GO): signal transduction; nervous system process; regulation of membrane potential
Cellular component (GO): synapse; postsynaptic membrane; neuron projection
Molecular function (GO): acetylcholine-gated monoatomic cation-selective channel activity; transmembrane signaling receptor activity
Source: RefSeq, a predicted model, not a curated record
AUGAAUCUUUCCAGAUUCCAGAUCCAGAUUCUGCUGGCGGGGAUUCUCUGUGCAUUCGCUGGUCCAGUCGUCUGCUCCGAGGACGAGACGACUCUGGUGAAGAACCUGUUCACCGGCUACAACAAGGUGGUUCGACCCGUGAACCACUUCAGUGAAGCCGUGGUCGUCACCGUGGGGCUGCAGCUCAUACAGCUCAUCAGUGUGGACGAAGUGAACCAGAUUGUGACCAGUAACGUUCGUCUCAAACAGCGAUGGCUGGACGUGAACCUGAACUGGAAUCCAGACGACUACGGAGGCAUCAAAAAGAUCCGAGUUCCUUCCACCGACAUAUGGAAACCUGACCUGGUUCUAUACAACAACGCCGACGGCGACUUUGCCAUCAUCCAUCAAACCAAAGUUCUGCUGGAGCACACGGGGGUGAUCACCUGGAACCCGCCGGCCAUCUUCAAGAGCUACUGUGAGAUCAUCGUGCUCCACUUCCCCUUCGAUCUGCAGAACUGCAGCAUGAAGCUGGGAACUUGGACGUAUGAUGGGCUGCUGGUCGCCAUCAACCCAGACAGCGAUCGGCCGGACCUCAGUAACUUCAUGGAGUCGGGCGAGUGGGUGCUAAAGGAUUACCGGAGCUGGAAACACUGGGUGUACUACACAUGCUGCCCCGACACACCCUACCUGGACAUCACCUACCACUUCCUGAUGCUGCGGCUGCCGCUGUACUUCAUCGUCAACGUCAUCAUUCCCUGCAUGUUGUUCUCUUUCCUCACCGGACUGGUCUUCUACCUGCCCACCGACUCUGGGGAGAAGAUGACUCUGUCCAUCUCCGUCCUGCUGUCUCUCACCGUCUUCCUGCUGGUCAUCGUGGAGCUGAUCCCCUCCACCUCCAGCGCUGUUCCUCUCAUCGGGAAAUACAUGCUCUUCACCAUGGUGUUCGUCAUCGCCUCCAUCAUCAUCACCGUCAUCGUCAUCAACACCCACCACCGCUCGCCCAGCACGCACACCAUGCCUCCCUGGAUCCGCAAGGUCUUCAUCGAAACCAUUCCCAACAUGAUGUUCUUCUCGACCAUGAAGCGACCGGGUCAGGAGAUCCGACAGAAGAGGCUGUUCCCCACCGACAUGGACAUCUCCGACAUCUCAGGUAACCCCACCCCCACAAGUGUCAACUACCAGUCCCCCAUCAGUAAGAACCCUGACGUGCGCAGCGCCAUCGAAGGAGUGAAGUACAUCGCUGAGACCAUGAAAUCAGACGAGGAAUCGAACAAUGCGGCCGAGGAGUGGAAGUUCGUUGCCAUGGUGCUGGACCAUAUCCUGCUCUGCGUGUUCAUGGCCGUGUGCAUCAUCGGGACGCUCGCCGUCUUCGCCGGGAGACUCAUCGAGCUCAACAUGCUGUACGGGGCCUGA